Soboliphyme baturini is the source of this 675-nucleotide messenger RNA. The record is from the annotation of a GenBank genome assembly. Lineage: Eukaryota; Metazoa; Nematoda; Enoplea; Dioctophymatida; Soboliphymatidae.
AUGUCAUCGGAAUCGGGCGGAGAAGGUAAAUGCGGUUCUGGUCUGAGUCCUCGUUACGAAUGGUACCAGACGGAGUCGGACGUAGUGGUGAUCAUCCGCGCGAAAGGGGCAAAUGUCGAAAGUGCACAAGUCACGUUUGAGCCUCGUUCGUUGAGUGUGAUUGCAGCGAAGGACGAUGGCGUAGGAAGAUACGAAUUAAAGCUGGCGCUAUCACGCGAAAUCGUUCCAAAAGACAGCUCGUUUAAAGUCUCCAAGGUCAGAUCAAAGAUCGAAAUGAGGAUGAGGAAGGCGGUCGGUGGACAGUGGAAUGUUCUGGAAGCGUCGCGAGAGCCACCCCCGCAGGAACGUCCAAGUAGCAACGAGAUACCGGCUACUGACGAGACGCAAAAGAUUGCCAAGAGCUACCCGACUAGCUCGCUGCGGGGCCCGAAGGACUGGGACAAAUUGGAGAAGGAGGUGAAGACCGAGGAGGAGAAGGAACAGCUGGAGGGGGACGCUGCCGUCAACAAGUUGUUUCAGAAGAUCUACGCUGACAGCAGCGACGAAGUCAGGCGAGCAAUGAUGAAGUCGUUCAUCGAGAGCAAGGGCACGGUGUUGAGCACGAACUGGGAUGAGGUCGGGCGCGCCCCGGUCGAGGCCAAACCUCCAGAGGGUCUCGAAUGGAAAAACUGGUAA